UUCUGCUCCUACAACGCCGUAAUUUUGAUUGCUUUAGUUUUUUGAAUUCAGGUUCGAUAUGGAGAUUGAGAGAAACGUUUCAGUCCCUGGUAAGAAGAAUCUAGUUAAAGUCGAGUUCAAGCUUGGGACAGAGAGCUACAUCAUUGAUUCAUCAAACAAGGGUGAUACUGUGUUGGACCAAUUGGUUUCGAUGAAAGUUGAAAGUAUGAAGAUACUUAAAGAUUUUAUCAUAAAGCUUAAUGUUCCAGAUGAUGAUGAUGUUCCCGACCAAAUCUUGUCUGAUGAUGAAGAAGGUGAUGAUGAUGUUGCUUCUCCUGUAAUAUGUCCUGUGAAACCUAAGAAGACAAAGAUUUGA
Molecule: messenger RNA, 355 nt
Organism: Capsella rubella
Lineage: Eukaryota; Viridiplantae; Streptophyta; Magnoliopsida; Brassicales; Brassicaceae
Exons: 1
Coding region: 59-355 (98 amino acids)
Source: RefSeq, a predicted model, not a curated record